ACGCUUUAUUCGCAAUAUCUGUUGUGCUGUCACGCUCUUGUUUCAGUCAUCGAGGCGUGGGUUGCUGGCAGUCCGAAUGGCUGCUGCCAGCGCCGUAACUAGUUCUUCAAUCUCCACCUCGCUCCGGCGCAUCCGCCGAAACUCCAGUUUUAGGUUUUCAAAGGUCCUCCUCUCCGCUUCUCCAAGUUGUGGCUCGAGUCCUGAGCGCCCUCCAGAGGCCGUCAGAAGCAACUACACAGGGAUUCGACUGGCUGAGACGGUCGAGCUUGGCUUUGAGAGGACUCGCGUCGACUCCUGGAUCUCCUCGCGGAUUCCGGGCAUAAGUCGAGCUCGAGUGCAGUCCAGCAUCCGCACCGGUCUCGUCACUGUCAACGGCCGCAUUAUAGAUAAGGUUUCACAUAUCCUAAAAGGAGGGGACAAAGUUAGUUGUGUGGUUUGCGAGUUGGAACCAUUAAAGGCGGAACCAGAGGAGAUUCCCUUGAAUAUAGUCUAUGAAGAUGAACAUGUUCUUGUUGUAAAUAAACCUGCUCAUAUGGUGGUGCACCCUGCUCCUGGAAAUGCUAAUGGCACGUUAGUGAAUGCUAUACUUAAUCAUUGUCAGCUUCCAGCAGGUGCGUGCAUAAACAGAAAAGGUUCAUCUGAAACUGACAAUACAGACUCAUCAGAAAAUGAGGUUGGUGACUUUUAUGUUGGUCAUUCUUAUGAGGAGCUCAAAACGAGCAGCAGUGAUGAGCUUGUUCGACCAGGCAUUGUACAUAGAUUGGACAAAGGUACCAGUGGUCUGCUUGUUGUAGCUAAGGACGAGCAUUCUCAUGCCCAUUUGGCUAAGCAGUUCAAGCUUCAUACUAUCCAUAGACAAUAUGUUAGCCUUGUAUCUGGAGUCCCAUCUCCAAGUUCUGGACGGAUUGCGAUCCCGAUAGUUCGUGAUUGCAACAACAGAACCCGCAUGGCUACUGUUUCAGGGAUCAAUAGCAGCAGAAAUGCUCGAAAUGCUUCCAGUAGGUAUAAAGUAGUGGAAGUUUUUGCUGCGGGUGGAUCUGCACUGGUGCAGUGGAGGCUGGAAACUGGACGCACUCAUCAGAUACGCACACAUGCGAAGUACUUAGGAAUCCCACUGCUGGGUGAUGAGCUUUAUGGAGGCACCAAAGGCCUGGCACUGUCACUGCUGAAGUCAAGGACUCCUAUGAGUUGCCAUGCUCUUGUAUCAGAUAUGGUAUCCAAGUUACAGAGACCUUGCCUCCACGCUCAAUCACUGGGAUUUAAGCACCCUCACACAGGCGAACAUCUGCAUUUUUCAUGCCCCCCACCUGAUGACUUCACCGAGAUAUUGCAUCAGCUUCGUACUAUUUCGGACCAUAAAAGUCAAAACGAUCACAGGUUAGAAUUGUAGGCUUCGUCUAUUUUUACUGCUGUUUAAACCGACUUUUUAAUACAAAAAUUAGGAGCUUUAUACUAAAAAAAUUAUUUUAAGAAACAUAAAAAAAAUCGUCCCAAACGAAAUUGUAGUCUUCAGAUAUGUUU
This is a messenger RNA of Dendrobium catenatum, 1521 nucleotides long. RefSeq names its product RNA pseudouridine synthase 2, chloroplastic-like. Gene Ontology annotation, biological process: pseudouridine synthesis. Bases 77 to 1390 code for a protein of 437 amino acids. The record is from RefSeq and is a predicted model, not a curated record. Lineage: Eukaryota; Viridiplantae; Streptophyta; Magnoliopsida; Asparagales; Orchidaceae. Gene Ontology annotation, molecular function: RNA binding; pseudouridine synthase activity. The transcript has 7 exons.